AUGCAUUCCGAAAAAAUUAAAAUUGAAGAACAUUUUAUUAAAUUCUUAGAGAUUCAUUCAUCGACUGGAGAAAAUAUUAGUUUGACUAUUCUUUCAGAAUUAGAUAAAAUUGGUUUAAAUAUAGAAGAUUGUAGAGGGCAGGGAUACGAUAACGGUGCUAACAUGAAGGGCAAGUAUAAAGGAGUACAAGCAAAAAUUCUUCAAAAAAAUCCAAAAGCAUUUUUCACUCCAUGCGCUUGUCACAGUCUAAAUCUGCUAUUAGGAGAUAUGGCAAAAUGUUCUCCAAUUAGGUGGUCUAUUUUAAUAAAAAAUAUUCCUAAUUGUACAGUAAAACGAUUAUCAGAAACUAGAUGGGAAAGCAGGAUUGAGAGCGUAAAACCUAUAAGAUAUCAUACUGCCUUAAUUAGAGAUUCUCUUUUAGAAAUAGCUGAAACUACAAAUGAUUCUACUAUAAAAAGUGAAGCUGAAUCACUUGCGUUAAAUGAAUUGGAAAAUUUUGAAUUUAUUGUGAGUGUAGUGAUAUGGUAUGACCUUCUUCUAUCAGUUAAUAGUAUUAGCAAACUAUUACAGUCAAGUGAUAUGAACUUGGAUGUCGCAGUUAACGGUUUAAAAGGUCUACUAAAGUUUUUGAAAAAUUAUAGAGAUACUGGAUUUACUUCUGCAAUAGUUGAUGCAAAAGAGAUUGCAACUAUUUUAAAAAUUAAUCCUGUGUUUAAAGAGACAAGGACUCGAAAAAUAAAACGAUUAUUUACUUAUGAACAAGAUGAUGAACCAAUCAACUUGAAUAAGACACCAGAAGAAAAAUUUAAAAUUGAAUAUUUUUAUCAAAUUGUAGAUACUGCUAUACAAUCUAUGGAGUUACGUUUUCAACAAUUUGAAGAGUAUUCUAAUAUGUUUGGGUUCUUAUAUUCUCCUGAAAAAUUACGUAGUAUUAGUGAAAAUGACUUAAUGAAAUGCUGUUUUGAUUUGGAUAUUUCUCUGAGGGAUGAAAUGUAUGAAGAAGAACCCGUAUUGACUCAGAUUAUCCAACAAAUAUAUGCAGAAAUUCCUAAUGAAGUAAAUCAUGACAUUAGCGUUGAAGAAGAUAAAGGUAAAUAA
Diuraphis noxia (Russian wheat aphid) is the source of this 1098-nucleotide messenger RNA. RefSeq lists its product as uncharacterized. The record is from RefSeq and is a predicted model, not a curated record. NCBI's taxonomy places the organism in Eukaryota, Metazoa, Arthropoda, Insecta, Hemiptera, Aphididae.